Molecule: messenger RNA, 2227 nt
Organism: Ylistrum balloti
Lineage: Eukaryota; Metazoa; Mollusca; Bivalvia; Pectinida; Pectinidae
Product: WW domain binding protein 1-like
Exons: 5
Coding region: 91-606 (171 amino acids)
Source: RefSeq, a predicted model, not a curated record
UUUAUCAGGUGGGACGAUCGCAGUGUAACAGGAAGUCUGUGGACAACUAGUUCUUCAUCGAAACCCAAACAGAAUUAAGACAAAAGGACCAUGGGGUGGACCGAAUCCUUACUGGUCAUCGUAACUGGACUUCUGUUACACCACGUAAAGGGCGACACUUUCUGCAUAAGCAGCACAUACCCGUAUUCAAAUACAUGGUGUUAUGGAGAUGACGCCUACUGCUGUUACGAUGGUUCUAGUACCUGCUGUUACCACACCUUUGUCUACGAGUACUGGUGGUUCUGGUCGAUAUGGGUCAUCGUUUUCUUUUCUAUCGUAAGCUGCAUCAUAUGCCUCCGACGUCGACGUGCUCGUCAAAACUAUAUACGGUUUGGACAACCGGAGUAUGGAAGUCGGACAGUUGUAACGACAGCAACAUCAAACACUCAAGUCGUCUACCCUUCACAACAGGGCUACCCCCAACAGCAAGGCUAUCCCCCACAGCAAGGCUAUCAACAACCAGCCACCGCGAGCUACCCAACGGCUCCGCCUACCUACUCUGCUGCUGCUGCUCCUCCUCCGGGUUAUACUGCCCCAGAGAAAUCCGCUCCGCCACAAUACCAGUGAAAUGACAUGGUCACCUCCAGGGACAGAAGUAAAUGUAGUAUGGACGCUCGGUCUAUCUCCAUGUCUGGUGGAUUAAUGACACUUGUAAAAACAAACAUUACAUCGUACAGUGUAAAGUAGCUGUGUUACUUACUUAUUUGUUCAACAACAGAGAGACAGGAAGAAGUUAAUCAAUGUUUACGAUUUAGUAAAAUGAUAAAAAAAAACCUUUGUGUGAUUAAUGUAUUAUAUAUAACCAAUUAAUGCUAUGUCGUGCUCUUUGUUGAUGAAGUAUUUUCUUAUAUUCUUAUAAUUUAGCAUUGCUUUCAUAGUUUGUUCAGAUAAAUGUGCAAUAACUGAAUAUGUCUGACAUUAUGCAUUAUUAGCUGUGAAGGUUUCAUUCCUUUUUGUUGUAUAUAAUAUUUAUUCAAGAUAGAGAUAAGGAAGAUUUUUUUAUUUCAUUUUUUUAAAAUUUGUAUGGAUACCUAACAUAUUUUGAUAAAACGUAAAACAUGGAUUUUUAUAACCUGAUGUUAAUCGGUACACACACAAUAAUAUCCUUGCCAUGUCUCAUCCUUCGCUGCCUUACAGUGCUCCAACAGGUGAAUAACUACCUAAGUAUAUGUGGGACGAUGUUACGGUUAACUCGAUUGACUUGACUGAUUGAAACUCGAAAUUGACUUUAAAGGAAAGUGUAAUAUUUAUAUCCGCACCAGUUUUUCGUCUUGCAUUUGACAAAAUUUAAAUCCCACACAUGAACUCUGAUACUGGGUUAUAACUAGGUUUGAAAGAAAAAGUAACAUUAUUGAGAUAUUGUCGUUUUUACAUUUGAUUAACAUUAUUGAUUAUUGACGAGUAUAGUUUUUGUCAUCAUAUUGUUGUAUAUUAAAGAUGUCUUAUGUUUUUCAUUUUAAUGCACAACUUUUAAUAUGGUUUUUGAUUAUACAUUUAUAAAAAAUUUCGACAAGAAAUAUUUCAAAUCAAAAUUUAUAUACACAACGUACAAGUAAGAUUCUGGUCACCGUUUAGUUGAGAUUCGAUACCUGAUUGGUUGAAAUUAAUCUAUCACAUUUUGAGAGGACUUUGGAAUUUGAAACAAAAACGAAUCUCAAAAAAAAUCAGGGCAUUAUUUUAGGAAUUGACGACAGCUCCCAAUAUACACCCCAGAUUUUAUCUACACUUCCCAUUCACUUAGGACCACAAUCUAAAGAUAAACUGUCACUGGAGAUUAACGUUGGACCUUUUAGUAUUUUUCGCAAAUUGAUGCUAAAGUUGGAAGAUAUGUAUUUAUUUAUCUGAUACUUUAGAGGGAAUUGAAUGAUUGACAGAACAGUUUCAUGCGUGGUAGAAAAACAAAGGGCAAAUAUUUUCUCGUAUACAACAAUCAUUGGGACCCUACAAGAUCGGGACAUACGUCUCUCAGAAAUACUUCCCCUUUUCUUGGUCGCGGGGGGUGGGGUGGGAAGGGUGGACUCCUAGAGUCCUUACCAUUUUUAUAAUUCUGACAGGGGAUGCUAAUAUGUUAUUAUAUUUAUGUAGAUUAAUGUUUUAAUUAAAGUAAGAGUAUUAGCAUGCUUAAUUUUUAGUAAUUAAAUUACAAAGAGAUAAUGUUGCUGUUCUAAUAAACAUGCCACAAAUUUAA